This is a messenger RNA of Esox lucius (northern pike), 6367 nucleotides long. It is a transcript of the gene fndc3a, whose product is annotated as fibronectin type III domain containing 3A. Gene Ontology annotation, molecular function: protein binding. The transcript has 26 exons. Lineage: Eukaryota; Metazoa; Chordata; Actinopteri; Esociformes; Esocidae. The record is from RefSeq and is a predicted model, not a curated record. Bases 424 to 4155 code for a protein of 1243 amino acids.
CAUUUUGAGCGAGAGACGAUGGCGUCUGUCCAAUCAGUUAAACAACCUCGUCCAAGUCUCAUAUGCACGGAACAGGGUUAACGAUUAGGAAAGUGUCUAGAAUAGUUGGUACUUUAGCAUUUUAGGAGAGAUAACGUUUAGAAACACUUAAUGAUCCCAAUCUUUAGAUUAACUAACAAUAUUUUAAGACGUUACUCGCUGGCUAGUUACUGUAAACUAGCUGGGUAAGCUUUCCAGCUGUCAAGCUAGCUCGUAGUCUGCAGCUAUAGGUGCUUGACUAUUCUAGCGAAGUAUCUUUGACGAUUGAUCUCUAGGUUUCAUCCUCACAUUGGGGGAUUGUUAAAGUUACAUUGCUGUCGCCGAGCAAGAAACUGCUGACUGUGAAGUUUGGAGUCCCUCGUCAGUGGUGUGAAUGACGGAGUCAUGGCAGAACACCCCCCCCCACUGGAGUCCGGCCAGAUACUCAGUCCUGACGUCCCUCUCCUCGCCUCGCCCCCCCCUGGCAUGGUCAACGGAGACGGACCCCAGCAGGUUAUCCUGGUGCAGGUGAACCCAGGUGAGGCCUUCACUAUCCGGCGAGAGGAUGGUCAGUUUCAGUGUAUCACAGGUCCUGCUCAGGUACCCAUGAUGUCUCCUAAUGGUUCAGUGCCUCCAAUAUAUGUGCCUCCUGGAUACGUUUCACAGAUUAUAGAGGAGAAUGGAGUCCGUCGUGUUCUGGUGUUACCUCAGCAACCAGAGUUCCACCCCGGGGGCCACUCCCCACUGCACCACCCCCCUCCUCCCCCCCAUGCCCACCUCCCCACCUUCAUCCCCCACCACCCCAUGAUGCCUCACCCACCCCACAUCUACAGCAGCAUGGCCGGGGGUGUUGGGGACAUGGGCUCCCAGUACAUACCGCAGUACCACCCAGCCCACAUCUAUUCAGAGCAGGUCUCGACAGAUCCUCACUCCCCACACGGCCGUCCUCUGCCGUUCGCCCACCGCGAUGAGAGGGCCAGCAAGACGUAUGAGCGCCUGCAGAAAAAGCUCAAGGACCGUCAGGGCGGGGAGCGUGGAGGGCAAAUGAAGGACAGCCCCCCUCCCUCACCCCAGAAGAGUGGCAGCAGCCCCCCCUCCAUGGACAACGUCCACAACGGGGUGGGGGGAAAGGGGCUUGAGGCUGAACACGGACAGACCAGCCGGGGUCCAGAGGCUACAGAGCUGGAUGCAGAGACCCAGGCCCUGCAAGCCCUUCUGAACACCAUUAGUAAACCAGCAAUCACAGACAUCCAGGCCAGAGGGGCAGUGUUGAGCUGGGUGGCCCCAAGCAGAGGGCAGGGAGAAGGGGAUAACCCCGAAAGAGACGCCCCCUCCUCCCUGGAGCCUCUCAGUUACGAAGUGUCCAUAUCCUACAACGGCAAGGGUGGAACGUAUACCAGCGUGUACAGUGGAGAAGAACUAAGUGCAACUUUAAAGGACUUGAGGCCAGCAACAGACUAUCACGUCAGGGUCGUGGCUGUGUGCCCAUGUUUACAGGGAAGUCCAUCAGAGCCUGUAGCCUUCACCACUCUGAGCUGUGAGCCAGACCCUCCCAGCCCCCCCAGGAAGGCCAGUGGGUCCAAGAGCAGCACCCUUGUCCUCCAGUGGAAGGCUCCAUGUGACAACGGAUCCAAAAUCCAAAACUACAUCCUCCAGUGGGAUGAGGGCAAAGGGACGGGGGUGUACGAGCAGUGCUACUACGGACCACAGAAGCAGUACCGGGUCACCAAGCUCUCCCCAGCUUCAAGAUAUUCCUUCCGCCUUGCAGCCAAAAACGACAUGGGAGUCAGUGAGUUCUCUGAGGUAGUGGACCUCUACACCUCCUGCAGUGUUCCCUCUCCGCCCCUGCCCCCUGAGCUGGUGAAGGCAGGGGUCACGUGGUUAUGUCUGACAUGGCAGAGACCCUCCGCUUCCCCCAAAGAGGAUGACAUCUACUACACCCUCGAGAUGGACGACGAUGAGGGUUAUGGCUUCCAGCCCCGUUAUGACGGAGACGAGCGGUCCUGUACUGUCAAGAACCUGCACAGGAGCACAAAGUACAAGUUCAGGGUGGCAGCAUACAACACAGAGGGGAAGAGUAACCCCAGCCAGGUGGCGGAGUUCACCACGUGUCCAGACCGACCAGGUGGACCCUGUCGACCUGUGAUUAAAGGCAGGGCACUGCCCACCUCCUUCAGACUGGCAUGGGAACCCCCUGAAGACAAUGGAGGAGCAGAGGUUACCAAGUACGUGGUGGAGAUCUCUGAGGGACUCAGCGGUUUGUCGUGGGAGUUGGGGUACAGUGGGCCAGCCCUGGAACAUCUGUGUGAUGGUCUCCUGCCUGGCCAUUCCUACCAGACCAGAGUUUACUGCAUGAGCGAGGGGGGGCAGAGCCCGCUGUCGGAGACCCUGCAGGUCCAGACCCCCGCUGUGCCCCCAGGGCAGUGUCAGCCACCCCGUGUGGUGGGCAAGCCCAAAGCCAGGGAGGUGCAGCUACGCUGGGCUCCUCCUGGUGUGGAUGGAGGCAGUCCGGUGUCUCUUUACAGUGUGGAGGUGUGCGGGUUAGGUCCUCAGGGGUCAGCCGGUCAGGAGGAGUUCAGGGAGGUAUACCAGGGGUCAGAGGUCGACUGCACUGUGGGUAAUCUGCUGCCGGGACGGAUUUACGGCUUCCGCCUGCGGGCCUCCAACAAGGCUGGGUUUGGGCCCCAUUCAGAGCGCAGUGAGGUGACCACAGGCCCCGGGGCCCCUGAGCCCUGCAAGGCCCCUCACAUCACCUGCAAGUCCCCCACUGUGGCCGUAGUCAGCUGGGAGGUCCCAGUCAGUAAUGGAGCGCCCGUGUCGGAGUACCGGGUGGAGUGGGGCGCAGCGGAGGGAACCAUGCAGGUGUGUUAUAGUGGUGCCAGCCUCACCCAUGAGGUCAAGGGACUGCUUCCUGCCACCAUCUACUUUUGCCGUGUACAGGCUGUGAACGUGGCGGGCGUGGGUCCGUUUAGCGAGGCAGUCCUCUGUCAGACUCCGCCCUCUGUACCUGCAGCCGUCAGCCUUGUCCACGCCCUCAAAGAGGCGGAGCUAAGGGGUUUCCACAAUUCCCCCGAUCAGGAGGAGGAGGAGGAGGAAGAGGAAGAAGAGGAUGAUGAGGAUAGACCGCCCGUGCCUCCACUCUACUCCCCUUCAACAUGUCUAGGUGUUCGCUGGGAGGCACCCUGUGACCACGGGGCUGAGAUCACCACCUACAUCAUUGAUCUUGGGGAGAGACAGCCAAUCUCUGUAGGACCAGUCACCAAACACAUCAUCCAGAAUCUGCAGCCUGACACCAGCUACAGGAUUCGUAUCCAGGCUCUGAACAGCCUGGGGGCGGGUCCUUUUAGCCACACCUUUAAGCUGAAGACCAAGCCCCUGCCCCCCCAGCCCCCCCGGCUGGAGUGUACGGCCUUCAGCCACCAGACCCUCAGGCUGAAGUGGGGUGAUGGUCCGUCCAAGGCCACGCCCUCAGAUGCCCUCCAGUACCAGCUGCAGAUGGCGGACAAGAGUGGCAGGUUUGUGUGUUUGUACAGAGGGCCCUGCCACACUCACAAAGUCCAGCGCCUCAGUGAGUCUACCUCAUACAUGUUCCGCGUCCAGGCCUUCAACGAAGCCGGCCAGGGCCUCUUCUCCCCAGCCUACACCUUCACCACCCCCCGCUCACCUCCCGCACCCCUCAAAGCUCCCAAGGUUGAGCGAGUUGAGGACAUGCCAUCAGUCUGUGAAGUGAGCUGGGAGCUCCUGCUGCCCAUGAAGGGAGACCCAAUCAUCUACACACUGCAAAGCAUGAUGGGUAACUCUGAAUACAAACAGGUGUAUAAGGGUCCAGCCUCGUCCUGCCAGGUCCCUGGCUUGCAGCCCAACAGUGAGUACCGCUUCAGGGUGUGUGCCGUCCGGCAGUGCCAGGACGCUCCGGAGCUGAGUGGACCCUACAGCCCCACGGUGGUGCUGUCCCCCCAGCGCAGUGAGCUGUCGGCGGGCAGCUUGAGUGGUGCGGGUCCCCGGGCUGGAGCGGACGUGGCCCGGCCAAUACGCACCCCCCUCAGCGACGAGCAGUGGGCGGCUCUCAUCCUCAUGCUCUUUGCUGUCAUCUCCAUCCUCAUCGCGUUCGUCAUCCAAUACUUUGUCAUCAAGUGAGCUGCACCUCUUUUCUCCCCCCUCCCCGGUUCCUCCUCUCCCCCCCCCCUCCCCGGUUCCUCCUCUCUCUCUCCCCCGCUCUCUCUCGCUCUAUAUCUGUCUCUCUCUCUGUCUCUCUUUCUCUGUUCCCAGCUGCAGGGUUACAGCUUUAUUCUCCUGUUGUGGUUGUUGUUGAUGAUGUUGUUGAUGUUGUUGUUGUUUUUGUUUCUUUGUGUUGUCACACCUGGAUGAUCAUGUUUAGCAGAAGGCUUGGGGUGGUGGGCGUGUGGGGGGGGGCACCAAGGCCACAGGAAGUUACGUGAUGUUCUUUUCAUGGCCUCUCAUUGGUUAAAAACGGUCUAGAUUCCUGUGCGAUUGGUUAAUGAAGGAGCAGGGAUAGAUGGUUUAAAGGUUAACAAAGCUCUCUUUCUGUCACUCGGCAUGUAUGUUUCCAACCAUAUAUUUGUAUAGCUAAUAGAUAAUCCAUAUUUAUAAUUGAGUUUAAAAGUGUCCCGUAUGAACCAUGUAUGUUUUUGAUUAAUGUUCCAAAACUAGUAUGUAGUUGGAUUAUAUUAAAUAGCCUAUGCUGUUACACCUGGGACCUGAUUGGCCAGUGUUUGCACAGAGGGGUGUGUCCAGGUACACAGGUAGGAGAGGGCGGAGCUGGGGGGGCGAAGUCAGAUGUCAUAGAUAUACGAAUAUUGUUUGCAUUAUAGAACAUUCAUUUAGCACUUUCCAACUUUUUUGAUGUUCAGAAUGUGUAAGGAUGCAAAAAUGACUGGAGAAAUGUUAGUAUAUUUUUGUACAGUAACGACACGAGGACCUGUUAGUUGUUCGACAAAUAAAUUGCUCAGAUGUAGACUUUAGAGAAAUGAAACAAAAAAAACUUACACAAUGAUGAAAAAUUCUAAUUAUUUUUACUAUCAUGUAGUUAUACUGUAGCUUGUUUUUACAAUCAUGCAGCUGCUUCAGUGUUGUUCAGCACAAAACAUGGACUUUGCUUAUUAUCCUGAAUCUCUUUAUUUUGCACUUGAUGAAAGAGGAAACCUUGACUGACUGUCUCGGUGAUGCGUUUUAUAGAACUACACAUUUUCAGAUUGUGCAAAACCCUACGUGUGUUUGGGGUGUUUUAAAAGUUCUAGUACCACCACCCAAGCACGUACCGAGCUCUGACCCGAACAGCUUGUUGCUCCCAAUGGUAUCAGAACCAAUUAGCUGUUUCCAGGCGACAGGAUUGCAUUAUAAACAAAUUAACAUUUAGGAGUAUUUUCUUAAUGUCCCAGAAUUUCAUUUUUUUUUGGAUGGGGGUUGUUUUUAGUUUUUAGAAAACACUAAAAGUUGUUCUUUUUUUCUUUUUGUUAAUUUUUUUUAGCAAUUGAUUUGAUGUUUCUAGUAAACAGUAUUUAAUAUACUCAUCAUCAUGAAAUUAAAAUAAUAUUAUUAGCAGGAUAUGGUAAUUUCUGAUUUAUUUAGAUAUAUUUUUGUCUAUUUUUUUAUGAGAUUUAAAUAAAUGCUAUUUUAAGUUGUCUGGAGAAAAUAAGAAAACACCAAAAUAAAUAUUCAUGAGACAAAAAAUAACACCGUAGAUCAGAACUGUGCUAACUCGUACUUCCUGUGAAUCAAAAGUUUGGCCUUUUCUCUGUGUGUGCAAGUCUUUGUAGCCGAUUUCCGAAUUGCGCUGAGCUGGUCAGUGUAGUCAUUGAUCAGACUGUAGAGUCUAGUGUUGUGUUUUGGUUAUGGGCAGAUUAUGAUUCUUGCUGUUGCAGCCACUAUAAUGAUGACUAUACAGGUACCUUGCCAAACGUCUUGGGGGAAUUACUUUGAUUUGGUUGGCCAGGCAUCUCUAACCUCCGAUGUCUUAACUCUCAUUCAAGGACUCAAAUUCCUAUUUUUGAUAGAGAACAGUGUGUGCAAUUUUAAGCCCUUCUCACCGUGGUUAACCUGCUGUGUGGCUGAGGGGGAGAAAGAAGAAAUGAAACGAUACAAAAACAAAUAAAAUAUGCACAAAAAAUGAGACCAUUUUUAUGUAAUUUUAAUGUUUGCAGUUACCUCAUAACACCGUACAUUCCAAAAGGAAAAUUUGUUAUACUAUUCAUCUCCCAGGGCCAGACAUAUCAUGUUCAAAUGUUAUGGGAAAACAUGUAUAAUCAUAAAUAUGUAUCUGAAGUGUGUCUGUAUAGCCAUGAUAUCUACAAAAAGAUCCAUGCACAAUAAAAGAUUUAUAAUUCUUAAA